This is a messenger RNA of Sander lucioperca (pikeperch), 2350 nucleotides long. Its product is annotated as L-threonine 3-dehydrogenase, mitochondrial-like. Lineage: Eukaryota; Metazoa; Chordata; Actinopteri; Perciformes; Percidae. Gene Ontology annotation, molecular function: L-threonine 3-dehydrogenase activity. The record is from RefSeq and is a predicted model, not a curated record. Gene Ontology annotation, biological process: L-threonine catabolic process. The coding region runs from base 146 to 1240 and encodes 364 amino acids. The transcript has 10 exons.
UAUAAACAGGACGUUUGUAUUUCUCGAGUUGUAAGCCAAUCACAGUACAACGAACCAUGUUUCAUUACAAACAUUGGCUGGGUGAAGGAGUUCCAAGCGGUUCCAGGUCGUCUUUUCAUUUUACCGAUUGACAUUAAAGAGGUGGAUGAUGCUGGUGAUGCAGUUGCUGAGGGGUACAGUGAAGCAUGCUGGGAGCAGUCCCCAGUGCAGUGCUAAGCGAUUAAGCUCAGCAGUACGUGGGAUCAGUUCAUCCUUACAACAGUCCUGCACUGAUACUGACCACCCCAAAGUCCUCAUCACUGGAGGGCUUGGACAGCUAGGGGUGGGGUUCGCCAAGUUGCUGAGGAGACAAUUUGGAAAAAACAACGUGAUCCUGUCUGACAUCAGGAAACCUCCCAACCAUGUCUACCAUAAUGGUCCAUUCAUCUUCUCAGACAUCCUGGACUUUAAGAACCUCCGGGAGAUUGUGGUGAACAACAACAUCAGCUGGCUAGUUCACUAUUCAGCUGUGCUGUCCUCUGUGGGAGAGAACAACGUCGCUCUGGCCAAAGAGGUCAACAUCACGGGUCUCCAUAACAUAUUAGACAUAGCAACCGAACAUGGUCUGCGUGUGUUUGUCCCCAGCACGAUGGAGGCCUUCGGUCCAUCCUCACCCGGUGACCCCACCCCUGAACUGUGUGUGCAGAGACCACGCACCAUCUACGGUGUCUCCAAGGUCCACGCAGAGCUGAUGGGUGAGUACUACCACCACAGGUUUGGGCUGGAUUUCCGCUGUCUCAGGUAUCCAGGCAUCAUUUCCGCUGACUGCCAGCCUGGAGGAGGAAGCACAGAUUAUGCUGUCCAGAUCUUCCAUGCAGCUGUAAAAACGGGUUGUUUUGAGUGUAACCUGCGCAGUGACACGCAGCUUCCUAUGAUGUACAUUGAUGACUGUCUCAGGGCUACUUUAGAGUUAUUGGAGGCUCCGGCAGACACACUGGUCAGCCGCACCUACAAUAUCAACGCUAUGAACUUUACACUGCAUCACCUCAUCCAGGAGAUACAGAAAGUCCUGCCGGACCUUAAAGUCACCUACAAUGUGGAUCCUGUCCGGCAGGCUAUAGCCGACGGCUGGCCAAUGGCAUUAGAGGACAGCGCAGCGAGGCGGGACUGGGGCUGGAAGCACGAGUACGGCCUCUCCCAGUUGGUGCAGACCAUGCUGACUCACAUCACUACGGGCAACCAGCUGGCACAAGCCUACUGAGCCUUUUGUAGCAACUCCAUACAAAGCGUAAUUUGAAAGUAUGUGACACUGAGGUUUUAAGAGAAACCUUUAGUACUUACACUUUAAAAAAAGUUGUCUUUACAAAAAUCUCAAGAUCCUAAAUUAUGUUCACACUUGGCGUCUUUUUUUAAGCUGCCAGCGUCUGUUUUACAUUUUAAUCCUAUGGAGUAAACCGUGUUUUCAAAAAAGUCCUGAGCACUUUUUUAAACCCCACCGCAGACUUUUUUUCUGCAGCUCAGGGCUCCUCAUCCUUUCCAUCUCAUCUCUCUUUUUCCUCUCUGUUCUACUCCAUCCAUUCAGCUUUUAGUGCAAAACUAAUCUGAUGCAAGAGCAUGCUGGAUACUAUCACUAAGUUACUGAACUUUUAAGGAGUUGAGUUCUCUCUCUGAAUGUAUUUUAUGUAUGUAUUUAUGUGUCAUGUUGUAUCUGUAAGUAUGCAGGUGACUUUUGCUAGCUUACUAAAUGUGCAUAUGUCAUCUGUAGCAGCUAAAUGCUUGCCUUAAAACCAGAAAACCAGUUGGCUUUAAAUAAGAGCUGCACUCCAACUGGUCACCAAUAUGUACUGUAACCAUAAACACUGAAAGACUUUACCUUGGGUACUGUUACUAUAGAAACUGAUAAUUCUAGCUAGUGGUACUGUAGUUAACAGGUGCUUUAACCGUAAUUGCCUAGCAGGGCUGUAGGCUUAAAAAUAAGUGUUUGAGUUAAAGAAGAAUUGUUUUUAAAAAGGUACUUCACCUUUACACUAGGUGCUUUAAAUAUUUUUAAUUUAAUGUAUUUAAAUUAUUUUCAUUGCUUUCUGUUUUGGAGCUGCAGACUCUGUGCUCAAUAUAUAUAUGAAUGUUGAAUCAGUGAAUGCAUUAGCAGUCAUUUUCAUGUAUUGAGGGAAAUAGAGCUCCUCAGUUGUGCAGCUGUACUUUAAUGUCUUAAAUCUGUGAAUGAAAUGCAUAGAAUGAAAGGGAGUGGGCAUCAGAGCUCAAAUCGUUUUUGUUUCUUUAAUAUGGAUGUUAUUUAUAAUGCUAUUCUUUGCAGCUUUUUCUGUCAAAUCAAAAGGACGACUUUUUUCUUUUAAUAAAUAUUUGAAUGAAA